GUCCGGAAUCUGGAUAAUAAUAAUGUUGCGUGUGAGCACGUCAAAAACCAAAACAGUGCAUCCAACUUUUGUAUACGUGAUAUAUAUUAUUGGAAAAUAUUACAAAUUAUCUUUCAAACGAUAAGUGAUAAAUGUGGUUCUUAAGUUAAAGCAUAAAUCAAUAUAAUUUUUAUCGACAUUUCUUAUUAAGUGUUCUAUUUUAAGAAAAUUUGUGAUUAGAAGAAGAAUUUUAUAUUUCUAACCUCACUUUCUUUAAUUGCGACAGACGUCAAAUAAUAACGCGCAUAAUUAAAUAAAUGUGUUUUUAUAUGUAUAUUUAGUUUUAAAUAUCAUAAAUCAAGUGUCUUAAAAUUGUAUUUUCACGAAAAAAAAAAAGAAGAAAACAACCGUGAAAAUGAGGAAAAUUGUUUUUUUCAUAAAACUAAGAUAUUUAAAUCCAUUACACAUAUCUAAAUUCAAAUACAUCUCUUAGUAAUAAGAAUUCCAUUUCUUUUUUUUAUAAUUCUCUCACAAAAAAAAAAAAAAAAGUUUUUUCUAAUUUGAAGACUGAUUAUCGCAUAAUAAAUAAAAAUGAUUUCUCAUCUUUCACAUGUUAUGACACUGGCUAAUGGAGCUAUUGGUGUUAGUGUCUUAGCAAUGCCGUUUUGUUUUAAGCAAUGCGGUAUUAUUUUGGCCAUAUUAUUACUUUUAGUGAGUAGUAUUCUUUCGAGGCUCGCUUGUCAUUUUCUUCUUAAAUCAGCCGUAAUGUCACGGCGUAGAAAUUUUGAAUUUCUUGCAUUUCAUGCAUUUGGUCGUAUGGGUAAAUUUUUCGUUGAAUUAUUUAUUAUUGGCUUUCUAUUGGGAACGUGUAUUGCAUUUUUUGUUGUUGUCGGCGAUUUGGGUCCUGCAAUUAUUGGCAAAGUAAUUGAUAAAAAUCCAGAAAAUAUUCGAACAAGUUUACUUAUUACAACUGGUACAUUUAUUGUUUUACCACUUGGAUUACUUAGAAAUAUUGACAGUCUUUCGAGUAUUUCAACAGCUACUAUUGUUUUUUAUUUUUUCCUCGUUUUAAAGGUAAUGGGAGAAUCGACUCAACAUAUCUUUGCUGGCGAUUGGUAUGAUCAUGUAUUUUUUUGGAGACCCGCUGGUAUUUUACAGUGUUUGCCAAUUUUUUCUAUGGCACUAUUUUGUCAAACGCAAUUAUUUGAAAUUUAUGAAUCUGUGCCAAAUGUUUCACUAGAGAAAAUGAAUGAAAUUGUAAGAGGCGCUUUAAAUAUUUGUACAAUUGUUUAUAUUUCUGUGGGAUUAUUUGGUUAUAUUGCGUGUUGUACACAACCUUUUACUGGAAAUAUUUUGAUGAGUUUUGAACCAAGUCCUUCAUCGGAAGUGAUCAAAUUAUUUUUUGUCUUCUCCGUUGCUUUUAGUUUUCCGCUAGUCAUUUUUCCCUGCAGAGCAAGUUUGAAUUCUCUUCUUUUCCGACGAGCAUAUCUACAUGAUUCUUCAAGCAGUUACAUGCCAGAAACGAGAUUUAGAUUCCUGACAUUUGUGAUUGUGUCCAUUUCAUUAAUUAUGGGAAUACUAAUUCCAAAUAUUGAAUUUGUUUUGGGAAUAGUGGGAGCAACAAUUGGAGUUAUGAUUUGUCUUAUUUUCCCUGCGACAUUCUUCAUUUCAAUAAGCAGUAAAAAUACAAAUGAAAGACUACUUGCUCAGGUAAUUGCAUUUGUUGGACUUUUAAUUAUGAUUUUGGGCACAUACGUUAAUUUACAUGCAAAAGGAGAAUCUCUCAAUCCACGUAUUAUAAUAACAACCGAUAAAUCUGUUGAUCAGAUGAACAAUUUACCGUUUAAUUUAAUGAAAGAUGAUAUUCCUGUGAUUCCGAAAAUACCGAAGAAACCAAAUUUUCUAGCAAAUGACAAAGACUCGAACGCUCUACCAGAGUGGAAUCUUCCUAAAAAUAUUCCAAUUCCCGCUCUGCCUAAGGAUAUAGUAACUCCAAAAUCUGUUGUUCAAUCUCCAAUUGACGAGAAUGUUGUUAUAAAUUCGAUUCCAGAAACAAAUAAAGUCAUUGAUUCUGUUAAAGAAUCAAAGAUCGAGUAUAAAAUUGAUGAAAAUAUCAAAAAAGAAAUAAAUCCCGAAAUUCAAAAAGAAGAAAAUUUAAAAUUAACAAAAGUGAAGGAUAAAAUAAUUGAACCGCAAAAAAAUGAAAAUUUAAUUCAUUCCGAUGCGAUAAAAAAAGAAGAAACAGAAUUAGCAGCAGCUGGUGAAUUAUCACAAUUGGAUGAUGCGCAAAGACAUGAGGAAUUAAAAAGAACUUUAGAGAAAUAUAAAAAAGAGCAGCGAGAAAUGAUGAAGGAACAAAAAGAAAUUUUAAAAGACAUUAAACAACAACAAUUGGAAUUACAAAAGAAAAAGGAAGAAAUUCCAAAAGUUUCUGAACAAGAAAAGAAGAGUGAUAAAAUAAAGGAAAAAGAAGAGGAAAUAAAAGUAAUAAAUAUCGAAACUAAUAGGAAAAAUACAAUACAAAAGGAAAAUAUUUUCGAUAAAAAAGAAUUAGAAAAUGAAAAAAAGAAACUCGAAGAAAAAGAGAAAUUGGAGUUUAAAGAAAAAAUUCCAGAAAAGAAAAUUGAAAAAAUUGAAGAGAAAAAAGAUAUUGAAGUAAAGACACAAGUAAAACCAAUUAUCAUCGAAAAUGAAAUACUCAAUAAAAAUUCUCCAUUAGAUUCUGAGAAAAUAUCUUCUGAUCAUAUUUUGAAUGCUUUAACAAAGAAAAUAGUCAACAAUGUAAUAAAAGAAGUGAAACAAGAAAAAAAUAUUUCACAAAAGAAUCAUUCAAUUUACAAAAAGGAGACAAAUGUAAAUAAUGAAAUAAUUAAAUUACAAGAGUACGCAAUACCAAUUGCAUUGAAAAUGAAUAAUAAUCAAACAAAAACCUAUAAUAAUACAGAAAAAUUGACGGAUAAAAAGAAAGUUGAAGUUGGUAGAGAUAUUUUAGAAAAUAAUGAAAGAGAAAAACGUGAUAUUCAUGAUACAGUGAAUAAUGAGACAAAUAAAAUUGUCAAUAAUGAUGUGAAAAAAAUUUGCGAAAAAGACAAAAUAAUUAUCAAUGAAAAUAUUAAACAAGAUCCAUUAAAUGUGAUUGCUAUUAAAGAUUCUCUUAUUGUGACAAAUAAUUAUUUAUCGCAACCAAAUUUUGUUGACAAAAUUUCUAUUGAAUCGAAUAAUUUAGAUUUAAAUGAAAAAAUUGUUAAAUUAAAUAAGAGAGAUCUUAAAUAUAUUAAUUUAGACGAACAUGAAAUAUAAAUGUGUACAAGAGACAGAGAGAGAGAGAGAGAGAAAAAAAAACAUUCGUUAUAUGUAAAUAUUAAAAUAUGUGUGAUAUAUUAUAUUCUAUCAUAAUAUCAUUUUAAAUUUAGAAAAUUUGUGGAAAGUGUGAAAAAAAUCAAAAAGUAUUAUUUUUGCAUUUCAGCAUAAUAUUGUAUAAUGUAUAAUAUUAAAAAAAAAAAGAAUAAUUUUAAGACAGUUUAAUAAAAAUAUAAUGUUAAUGUUUGUAUUUAAAAUGUUGUGAAGAAUAUAUAUUAUAUUUUUUGACUGUGA
Molecule: messenger RNA, 3573 nt
Organism: Leptopilina boulardi
Lineage: Eukaryota; Metazoa; Arthropoda; Insecta; Hymenoptera; Figitidae
Product: putative sodium-coupled neutral amino acid transporter 10
Exons: 6
Coding region: 571-3279 (902 amino acids)
Biological process (GO): amino acid transmembrane transport
Molecular function (GO): amino acid transmembrane transporter activity
Source: RefSeq, a predicted model, not a curated record